GCAAGUCGAUAUCUGUUCCUUGGUCGUGAGUUAGCAAAAACAAAAUGCGAAAAGCGUGGGAAAGUUUAACAUAUAUACCGCAACUAAUGAGCUGCAUUUGAUCGAGCCGUUUUAGUCGUUCCUGGUCGUUCCCAAAGAGUGCCAAGUGAUCAUUUCGAAGUCCACGAUCAAAUUUGAUUCCCCUUUAUAUUAUGUUUGUUCGCCAGUGUGUUCAUUACGUCAGCGUUCACCAUUUAUCAGCUACUGUGAAAGGAAAUCCGAGAAUCAUGCCUUGUCCGUUCUUAACUCGCUUGACUGCCAACUAUCUCCACAAUUAUGGUUCUUCGGUACUGACCAACUAUCGUCAGCUUUGUCCGUUUAUGUCUCAGUUCAUUAGAACUCGAGCAGAGUGCGUAGAGACGCAGCAGAAAACUGUGAAAACCCAAUGUCCGUUUCUGGCCCAAGAGCAUGAUAUUGUGAAGACUGUCAACCCUGUGGUCGAGGAGGACAUUAGAAACAAAGUUUCUAACGAAUCGAAAGAAGAAUCAAACUUUGCUUAUGAGAAAUUUUUUCAUGAACAGAUCAUGAAGAAAAAGAAAGAUCAUUCUUAUAGAGUUUUUAAGAAAGUGAACAGACUAGCACAGAACUUCCCGAGUGCUAUGGAAUAUUCCAAGGAGCCAAAGCCCAUCACUGUUUGGUGUUCUAAUGAUUAUUUGGGGAUGUCAAGACAUCCGGUGGUGACAAGUUCUGUUCGGGAAGCUCUGGAUAAGUUUGGAGCAGGUGCCGGCGGAACAAGAAACAUAUCCGGCAACUCUAUGGGUCAUGAAAUGUUAGAAAAAAGACUUGCAGCCUUGCAUCAGAAAGAUGCUGGUUUAUUAUUCACUUCUUGUUUCGUUGCUAAUGAUUCUACUUUGUAUACUUUAGCAAAACUUCUACCUGGUUGCCAUAUCUUUUCUGAUGCUGCCAAUCAUGCUUCCAUGAUUCAGGGAAUAAGGAACAGCGGAAUACCAAAGCAUAUUUUCAGGCACAAUGAUGUACAACAUUUAGAAGAACUGUUAUCCAAAAUGGAUAAGAGUGUGCCAAAAAUUGUAGCAUUCGAAACGGUACAUUCUAUGACCGGUGAUAUAUGUCCUUUGGAAGAACUGUGUGACGUCGCUCACAAAUACGGUGCCCUAACGUUUAUUGACGAAGUACACGCGGUUGGCCUGUAUGGAUAUUCAGGUGCUGGAAUUGGCGAAAGGGACUGGGUACUUCAUAAAAUGGAUAUAAUUUCCGGCACAUUAGGCAAAGCAUUUGGAAACGUUGGUGGAUACAUUGUUGGUUCGGAGAAACUAAUUGAUAUGAUACGAAGUUACGCCGCGGGCUUUAUCUUCACGACAUCCUUACCACCAACAACAUUAUACGGCGCUCUGGCCUCUAUCGAAAUUUUAGCAUCAGACGAAGGGAGAGCACUGAGGGCUGCUCAUCAAGAAAACGUAGCUUAUAUGAAAUUGAGUUUAACCGUGGCUGGUCUUCCAGUAAUACCAUCGCCUUCGCAUAUUAUUCCAAUAAAUAUUGGAGACCCGUUAUUGUGCAGUAAAUUGGCUGAUCUUUUAAUACAGGAGAAAGGUCACUAUGUACAAGCAAUAAAUUAUCCUACAGUACCGAAAGGGCAGGAAAGAUUAAGGCUGGCUCCUACUCCAGAACACACUCGGACAAUGAUAGAUCAGUUUGUGAAAGAUUUAUUAGAUGUGUUUGAUCAUCUAAAUAUAUUGUAGAGAGAUUUUACUAGACGAUACGAUUAAUGUGAUACAAUAUUGGAGAUACAUUUACAUAUGUUUAUUACAAUGGCUGAUAAUGCACAGUAUUCUCAAUCAUGUUACUUACACAUUCCAACAGUUCGAUUAAAAAACUGAGCGAACUUAAUGAUGUGUACGCUUACCAAUAACCAUUGAACAUUUUCAAUAUCGUCGAUCUAAUGUUAUUAGUAAUGACUAUCAAGAAGAUUACUACCAAAAAUAUAAAAUAUCUCGGGAGCACCGCCGAAACAAUAGGAUUGUCAGCUCCGCGAUCGUCAGAUAUUUUUGUCAUUUAUGAAACAAACAUACUAACACUAAUAUAUUGGCUUGGCGUCAGGUCAUUCGGUGUAAGAACUAAGUAAAGAAAACGGUAUAAGGAAA
Molecule: messenger RNA, 2138 nt
Organism: Megalopta genalis
Lineage: Eukaryota; Metazoa; Arthropoda; Insecta; Hymenoptera; Halictidae
Source: RefSeq, a predicted model, not a curated record